AUGCUAUUGAACAAAAGUUUGUUAAAGUUUUCAAAUAUGAUUCUUUUCGGGAUUUAAAAAUGAUCGGUAGAGGAGGGUUUGGCGCUGUAUAUAGUGCUUAUUCAAAAAAUACUAAAAAACAUGUAGCUUUAAAAAGUUUACAAUGCAAUGAUGACGAUAAUUCGUCAAAUGGACCUAAACAAGAAUGCUAUAAGUUAGAAAAAUAUGAUGAAGCGCUAGUAGAUUUAAAUAAAUCCUUAGAAAUUAAUCCAAAUAGUGCGGAAGUUUUAAGGCAGUGUGGAGUAACUUACCGUUUGAUGAACAAAUAUGAAGAAUCAGUUGUUAUUGUGCCUUAUGUCUUUAUUUUUAAAUCAAAUUGGUAG
Messenger RNA from Cetraspora pellucida, 362 nucleotides. The record is from the annotation of a GenBank genome assembly. NCBI's taxonomy places the organism in Eukaryota, Fungi, Glomeromycota, Glomeromycetes, Diversisporales, Gigasporaceae.